Mytilus trossulus (common blue mussel) is the source of this 6548-nucleotide messenger RNA. Its product is annotated as mitogen-activated protein kinase kinase kinase 20-like. Bases 136 to 3114 code for a protein of 992 amino acids. Gene Ontology annotation, molecular function: protein kinase activity; ATP binding; protein binding. Gene Ontology annotation, cellular component: cytoplasm. Gene Ontology annotation, biological process: protein phosphorylation; signal transduction. Lineage: Eukaryota; Metazoa; Mollusca; Bivalvia; Mytilida; Mytilidae. The record is from RefSeq and is a predicted model, not a curated record. The transcript is spliced from 21 exons.
CUAAAUCAAAUGAACGCUUAAGAAUACAUUACAAAUUUCUACUGUUUUAAGCGCCCUAAAUACACUGAUUUACAAAGACGUGAGGUGCGAGGGUACAAACUUUCUUUGAUGAGUAUGUGAGGAGGUUCACUGGAUAUGGCAGCAUUUUAUGAAAUAGAUUUUGAAGAUCUAGAAUUCUAUGAAAGGUGUGGUGGGGGUACUUUUGGAAGUGUAUACAGAGCAAGAUGGAAGUCAGAAAACUUGAUUGUGGCAGUUAAAAAGUUGUUAGUACUGGAUAAAGAGGCGCAAGUACUGAGUGUAUUGAGUCACAGAAACAUUAUCCAGUUUUAUGGAGCAGUGGAUGAAGAACCAAAUUUCUGUCUUGUUACAGAAUUUGCUAAGAAUGGAUCUCUAUAUGAUUAUCUGAAGAAUGAUAAAGAUAUGUUAGAUUUUGCCCACAUUGUAAGAUGGGCCAGAGAAAUUGCACAGGGCAUGAAUUACUUACAUGAAGAAGCUCCAACCAAAAUUAUACACAGAGAUUUGAAGUCGAAAAAUGUUGUUAUCUCCCAUGAUUUGAUCUGUAAGAUCUGUGAUUUUGGAGCAUCAAAAUUUAUGGGUAGUACAACUAAGAUGUCUCUUGCUGGAACGUUUCCAUGGAUGGCACCUGAGGUUAUACAAAGUCAUCCUGUGUCUGAGUCGUGUGAUACUUGGUCAUACGGUGUGGUUUUGUGGGAGUUAUUGACACAUGAGGUACCAUUCAAAGGUAUAGAAGGAUUCCAGGUAGCAUGGCUAGUUGUAGAAAGAGGAGAGAGGUUGACAAUACCAAGUACAUGUCCAGCAUGUUUUUCCCAUUUGAUGAGGCAGUGUUGGGAGCUGGAGCCAAAGAAACGUCCAUCAUUCAGAGAUAUACUAACCAAGCUACAUACUAUAUCACAUGAUGAUUGUAUUCCUGAUCAGACUAACUCAUUUCUACAGCACAGAGAAGAUUGGAAAAAAGAAAUUCAGGCAACCUUGGAAAGAUUGAAAAGAGCAGAGAGAAAUCUGACAGCAAAAGAUCAGGAGUUAAGAGAAAGAGAAAUGAAACUUAAAGAAAGAGAAAGGAGUUUGGAGCAACAGUUUAAAGUUGUACAUUUGGAAUCAUUUGAUGUGAACACUUGGAGAGAAGUAGAUGUGUUCCAAUGGAUACUACAGAUCAGUAACAAUUACUCUGAUGACCUAGAACAGUAUGCAGACUUAUUUUUACAGCACAAUAUAACAGGAAAGAGACUGUUGAGAAUGACUCAUACUGAUAUAGAAAAGUUAGGAAUUUCAUCAUAUGGGCAUAUCUUAGAUUUAUCUACAGAGAUAGAGUUAUUGAAAGCUCAUAAUCACAGACUGCUUAAUUUCCCUCCUUUAGCAAAGGAUGCCUCUCCCAAUACAAAAGAUACCUCACCUUUAUACAAGAAAGUGACCUUGACCUUUAUAUUUGGACAUCAUCAUAGAUUAUCACCAUCAACAGGGGACUUUAAAUGGAAGAUGUACAUGGAGAUAGAUGAAGAUGAAGAAAUAGAAGAAUUCAAUGCAGUGACAUGUGUUAAAGAUGUAACAUUCUCAUGUUCUAAUGGAACCUCAUAUAAAAUAUCACAUCCACCAUUUAUAAUGGAGAAGUGGGUUACAGGCUCUCCACUAAACAUGAAUAUAGAUUGCCAAGUUAAUUUUGAGAAAUCUGUAAGGAAGCCUAAAAUAAUAAGGUACCAACACACUCUUGAUCCACAGGGAACCAGUUCUGGUCAACAUGUUGUGACUCUAACCUUGCAACAAUUAGAAGGAACAGAACUUUUAGAAAGUAACACCUCACCAAGCCAUAAAGUUACACCGGUACAUCAGAGUAAGAGCUCUCCAGAUUUACAGGGGGUGUGGUCUCAAAGAAGUUUAUUUCCAACUCAGACUUUACCUGAAAGCAAAGGAACAGUUUCCAAUUGGUCAUCAGUAGUAACUGGCAGGAAAUCCUCUAAUGCAGACUUAUUUUCUGUUCCAAAUAUUAUAUAUCCUUCACCAAAGCCUAUUCCUGGAACUCCUCACCAGUUAUACCCAUCCCCGGGGUCUCCAUCACUCCAACGAUUCGCUUCCUCAUCACAGCAGAGUUCUCCAGGAAUGACAUCAUCAGGAUCAGGAUCUGGUUCCCUGUCCAGUCACAAAUCUCCAUGGUUCUCAACUAACACAAAAUCAACUAACCCAAAAUCACGUAGGGCAUCAGGCUCUAGUGCAGAAUCUGCUAGACACGCUCCAACUCAGUCACCUGACAAGAAGGACCAGGGGAAAGAGGGUUCAUCAAAGAAAAGAUUUCCAUCAGGGGAACAUUUGAAAGAGAGCAAGGUAACCUUUGCCCUUUCAGGGUCAGAAUCAUCAGUUAACAGUGGCAGUGCAGAAUCAGGAUUUAGCGAGAAACCAGAAAAACCUGAGGGAGCAUCCUAUGCUGAUGUUUGUAACAAAUGUUUAGAAUCCAUGGAAAUGAAGCCACACAGUGAGCCACAUAGAGGUAGAGGUCAUCACUAUAGUUACCAAACUAAUAGAGUUCAUCAUCACCAAGUAACACCUCAGCCACGUCCCAAUAGAGGACCAUAUAGGGGUAACCAAAGACCACAAAGUGCAGAUGUAUAUAGGAGAGGUAAUCAAGACUAUCAUCAGAAUGAGAGUUACCGUGGUUAUAGAGGUCGAGGUCAAAGUCAGAGGAGUGAUAGAGGUUAUAGAGGUAGAAACAGAGGUAAUUUAAGAAUAAAUAGUGGGCCAAGGGAUAGACGAUUCAGAUCAGGAAAUGACUAUCAUAGAAGUUUUAGUGAUCCAAAACCAGACAUUGAUAAAAUGACAAAUAGUUUAAGUAUAGACGACAGGGCAAGGACAAGUAGUGCUAAUCUAAGACAUUCUAGUGGACAACCAGAUACAAGUAUAAAUGAAAGACAUUUAAGACAUUCUAGUGGACAACGAGAUGCUAGUAUAAAUGAAAGACAUAUGAGACAUUCUAGUGGACAAAGAGAUACUAGUAUGAAUGAAAGACAUAUGAGACAUUCUAGUGAACAACAAGAUAAUAGUAUCAAUCAAAGGUAUGCAAGACAUUAUGGUGCAAACCAAGACGACAGUGAUAAACAAGAAAAGUAGUUUUUAGUAAAACAAGAAAAGUAGUUCUUAGGAAAAAUUAUUUUGUUACAACUUGACGAAGAACUCCUCUAAUGGUGCAGCUCUAAUUAAGUUUUUCUCUGUGAGAUUUCUGUAGACCUAUAUGUAACCAAAUUAAGAAAUCCAGUCUUCUCAGGACAUGUUCUUUACUAAUUGUAAAUGGCUUCUGUUGUACUAUCUUUAUCCCUUUAAUGAAGGAGCCAAUUUAACUUCAGUCACUGAAAUUAUGUGUAAGUUAUAUUUAUCAUUAACCAAUUGUAAAACAUUUUAUGAAAAUUGUUCUUUUAUAAUUCAAAUGCAUUUGUUUCCUUUCAAGCUAAAUCAGUAUAUUAAGGUACAUCUAAAACAUAUAAAAUUGAAUAGAGUAAGUUAAUAUAUUGAUGUUCAAAAUAAUUAUAAAAUAUGUGUAUGUGCUUUUGAAAAGUUUAUAGGAAACAUAUAGACUCCACUUUGUCUAUCCCAAUGAAACAUGUCAAAUUAAAGGUUCACAUUUAUAAACUCAAGUAUGCUUUGGAGGUUAAUUUUAUAACUUUUAAUUAUUAAUUUUUGUCACGAAAUUAAGUUCAGUUCUUGCUGUUGCCCUAUUUCAUGUUUAUACCACUUGAAUUGUCUCCAAAAUUCCAAAUUUGAGAAAGCAAACUAUGAGCCAAGACCUUAUAAGAUUGUUGCAUAAAAGGUUGAUUACCACUGAUCACAUCUACUGUUUUACACUGGUUCCCUAUGUAUUGUCUGGACAUGGUAAAAUUUAUUGUUUUUAAAUGAUAAAUUUGUGUGUUUUGAGAUUUCAAAGACUUUAUUUUUAUUUGGGUUUCUGUCAGAAUGUGGUUUGGGCAGCACCUGUUGGCUUUACCCAUAGUUCACUUGUUUACCAUGCAUCAGAAACUGUUCAAUUUAAAAGCUGUAAUUUUCCUUAAGUUUCCCACUUCUGUAUGCAAAUUGAUAAUAUGCUAGGUCUAAAGAGGAAGUAAUUUGAAUAAGAAAUAUUAAACCCUUGAUUUGACAAUCAUUAAUGUAGAAUAAUCAUUUGUCACAAAGAUUAGUUAGUACCAGAAAACUUAUUCCACUGGAUGAAGAAUUGAUAUGAAAAGCUGUAAUUAUUGAUUGAAUAAUUAAAACCCUGAAUUUUGACAAUCCUUUAACUCCUGAGAUCACUUGUCAGAUAAGUUUUGUCACCACGAUCGGUUUUUGACAAAUUAAUCAGUUUUUGUAAUGAUUUGUAUAAUUAUUUGUGUUCAGCAUAGAGGCUUUUUAGCGUAGAGGCUUUUUACAGGGGUAUUAUGGGUAUUCAAGGAGACAAUUUAAAGAAAUAUACUAGAAAAAAAAAUAAAGUGGGUUCUUUAAAAUUCCAUUUGAUUGAAAUUUAUUUUAAUUGUAUUAGUUUUUUAUUAUGUUAAAUUGAAUUACAACAUAUUAAAAUACAUCAACAUUAAUAUGUGAAUAAUUUGUGAGUUUGAAUUAAAAGGUGUAAUUUCAAAGUAAUAAAUAAUGAUUUUAUUCUCCAUUUCUUAACAAUCAAAUUAGGUUUUCCACUAAUUUUGUGUCUAUUUUCCCUCUGGGCCUCCUUUCAUUCCACUUAAGUGAUAGAAUAACAAAAAGAUUAUGGUGCACUGAUAAAGUUUGUGUUUUAUUCAUAAUAAUUACACAGGAAACCAACCUGCUUGGAGACAUGGUGUCUUUUACUUCACUUGAUUACAGACGUGUUCAGUGGUUCUCAAAGAUGCACUGAUAAUUCCAAAGGAAGAUAAUUUAUUGAAUCAUAAUUUUAUGAAAUUGACAGAAUUUUUAAAUUUUCUUUCAAAAGACAUUUGUAAGAGCUAUAUUCACUUUUAAGAUCUAUGAUAAAGACACAUAGAAUUGUAUAUUUCUUUGUUAAAACUUUUUAUCAUUUGAUAUUUUUUUUAAAACAAUGUUCAGAAGCUUAUCUAUAUAGAAAUGACAUUUACAUCUACUCUAUAUCUUUUUGUCAACCAACAUGUUUAUUUAUUCGCCUAACUGAAGUUCUCCAUGAAAUGAACUUAUAAACAAUGCUAUGAUAUCUGAUUGUUCCUGUUGCAAAAACUAUUAUAUAUAUCCUUUUUUCUGUAAGGAAGUUAAAAUACUGAAAUAUUUGUUCCAUUGGAAAUAAUACUACAGAAUAUUUCAUGAAAUCCAGAGUUAAUUAGCAUUAAAUUUAACUUUGGUUAUCCUGUUUUUCUUUUCAUCUCUAAUGGGUGGGAUGGGUAUGUUGGGAACGAUGUUUUCUGGUCUUCUUUGAAUUUAUGUAUUUCGACCAACUAUAGAUAUCUUAUUUUAUUGUGAGUAGUGUCAAACAUAUUGUUAUCGCUGCCUUCUUCACAAAAUAGUUACAUUGUUAUGAUUUGGAUAUUUAUUUUAUCUGUUGAUUAUUUUUAAUUUGUAUAUGGGAUAUUUAUAUUUGUGAAGAAUAUUAUUUUUGAUGAUAUUUUAUAUAUGUAUACAUUAUUUUAAAUCUAGUCUUUAUUUGGCAUUCUGGACAUUAUGUAUGUUUAUUUUGUUUUAUAUACAGUUCAGAGCUAUUCAAAGGGUAUUUAGAUAACGAGCCUGCUACUUAGAGGUAGGGCAUAUAAUGUACCCCUGUCUGUUCUUCUAAAAUCAAAUAAUGUUUAUGAAAUUUAUAUUAAUUUGUUUUUCUUAUUUAUUUUCCAUUCUUCAAGACCUUAACACACAUAGAUUAUAAAAGAUGUUUGACUCUAAUUUUAAUCAAAGAGAAUUGACAGUUUUCCUGCCAAGUGUUUGUAGUUCUCUUCAGAUACGAUGGCUUCUUCUAAUUACAAAACCUGUCCUGGAUUGAACAAAUUAUGCUGGAAGUACCUUCAUUUAAACACAGACAAACCAACAUUUCUUAUUCUGAAUGGCCCAGUAUAAAUUUCUAUUGGAUAUCUGUAUUUCUCCAAUUCUUCGUCAAUUUAUCCCUUUCUGCACCCAUUGUAUAAAAAGAAAUUAAUCAACAGGUGGUCUGUUUGAUCUCAGUACUUCAUUUGUAAAAAUCUGAUUAUGACGUCAAAUUUUCUUGCUUCCCUCUGAAUUUCCUAUUGUGACGGCAUGAAAAAAAGAUACCAUGCCUGAUUACAUCACAGAAAGAACACAUCUUUUUGCAGAUCAUUCAAAAAGAAGGAAUAAGUUUGCCUGCAUAAUGUUAGAAAAUCAUUAGAGAAACAGAUUUCACCACCAAAUCUCGUGUAUUACAAUAUUUAUCCACUCUCGACUCCGUUUUAAAUUUGAAAAUUUAACUGUCUCGAGUGGAUAAUUAUCUUAUUACAAUUGAUGCAGUGGUAGAAUCUAUAUGUAUAUGGUUCUUAGAAAGAUAUCCAAUAGCUCAAUAUUUCAAAUUUAAGGUUCAGAAUAAAAUUAUGGACUACUUAAGAUAAUUACUUUCAUCAAACCAUGUCACAUGUUUU